This is a messenger RNA of Pipistrellus kuhlii (Kuhl's pipistrelle), 975 nucleotides long. RefSeq names its product paired immunoglobulin-like type 2 receptor alpha. Gene Ontology annotation, molecular function: MHC class I protein binding. The record is from RefSeq and is a predicted model, not a curated record. The coding region runs from base 73 to 975 and encodes 300 amino acids. The transcript has 6 exons. Lineage: Eukaryota; Metazoa; Chordata; Mammalia; Chiroptera; Vespertilionidae.
GAGGCCGCCCCUCCACCGAGCCUGCCCUCCGCUAGCUCUGCUUGUUGUCUCACUGCCCAGGAGAGCAAGGCGAUGGGUCCGCCCCUGCUGCUGCCCCUGCUGCUGCCCCUGCUGCUGCCCCUGCUGCCGGCAGCUUCUCUGCAGGCUGGUGGCUCAGCAGAAUGCAAGUUAAACCCUACCCUUGGAGUCUACCUACCAAGGCACCUCUCAGCCCCUGAGGGUGGCUCCAUCGACAUCCCCUUCUCCUUCUGCUACUCCUGGCAGUUAGCCAGCGAUCCCAACGUGCGUAUAUCCUGGCGAUGGAAACACUUCCAUGGAGAGUUCAUCUACAACACAACCCCGCCGUUCACCCAUGAGAAUUUUAAAAACCGCCUCUCCCUGAACUGGACAAAGGGCCAGACGAGUGGCUCCCUCCGGAUCUCUAACCUGCGGAGAGAGGAUGAGAGUAACUACUUCUUCCGAGUCCGGUUGACCACACGGGACGAUGGCGAGAAGGAGUGGCAGUCCAUCGAAGGGACCCGCCUCACCAUCACCAGAGCCACUAAGAAAAUCACCACGGACCCCACCAACACCAUCACCCCUACCACCACCACCAGCACCACCACCACCACCACCACCACAGAUGGCCUCAGUAAGGAAGUUGUGGUCAGCCUGGCAGUGGCCAGCACUGUGCUCAAAAUCGCAAUUUUGGGACUGAUAGUCUACCUCUGGUGGAAGAGAAGCCAAGCCUCUAACCCACUUCCCACCCUUUCCUUCCCACGCAGGGGAUCCUUCCCUAACGCUGAGGAGGAGAACGAGAACAUUGGGCAUGAAGGACUACAUAGAAACUCCAAGUCGGACCCAAAGGCUGAUGGCAUCCUCUAUGCCUCCCUUACCCUCUCCAGUUUGGCCUCCCCCUCACCGCCAGCACCUCCUGGCCCCCUUCUCCCCGGGAGCCCUCAGGAAGAGACCCUGUACUCUAUCUUGGAGACCUAA